GAUCGUGGUCGGCGUGUUUAAGUGCGUUUUCUGUGGAAACAAGUGGUCGAUCUGCAAAAAACAUGGUCAUUAAGGAGGUCACCAGCAUCGCAAUGGAAACAAACGACAUAGUGGACCAGGCUGGCGACAGCCACGACGCGGAUGAAACGUCGGGCAAGACGCAAAUCAUUGCCCAGGAAAUCAAGUUUGCCCGUGUCCUUGCCGGUAACGACCCGAAACUGCGGCGGAAGGUGCUGAAGAAUCUUGAAACAUGGCUCACCACCCGCAGCCAGAGCACCUUCGCAUUCAGCGAUGCCGACUUCCUGCGCCUGUGGAAGGGUUUGUUCUACUGCAUGUGGAUGUCGGACAAACCGUUGGUCCAGGAAGAGCUGGCGGAAUCGCUCGGGUCGCUGGUAAGUUGUUUCAAGCACGGCGUCCCGAUCGCACUGCAGUUCUUCAAGGCGUUCCUGAUCACGAUGGGCAUCGAAUGGUACGGCAUCGACCGUUGGCGAAUCGACAAAUUCAUGAUGCUUGUGCGCCGUGUGACGCGUCGAAUACUGUUCGUGGUGCACGAGAAUGGCUGGCAAACGGAACAUGUCGGAUUGUUCGUGAAGAUCCUAGAGUCAACUAUCCUGAACUCUGAUGCGGCACCGUUCGGUCUGUCGAAUCACUUCAACGAUAUGUUACUGGAAGAGGUGGCGAAAGUGAGCGAAGGCGAUGUUCCGACCGGUGUGGUCACGCAGCUGGUCGACCCGUACGUGAAGUACAUGUUCCAGUGUACCGACCAAACGAUUAGUGGUGCAGUCGCUAAGAACAUCUUUAAUGCCCUGCUCCACCAGUCGGAUCUUGGCUUGGCGUACGAAGAGAAGUUUGACCUCUGGAAGCGUACAAACUUUGUAGAAAAUCAUAUCGAUAAGGUGCAAUUUGACGUCGAAUAUGAGUACGAGGACGAGGAGGAAGAAGAGGGCCGGCAGGACGAGAAUGGAACCGAGACCAACGACAAAGAAACAAAAGUUUACGACCCACGUGCCGGGCGGGUUAACGUCGACAUCCCACAGAUCGAGUUUGAUGCGCCGGAGAUUGUUGCACUGUUUGACAAGUACAGAUAUAAAUCAUUUUGCACGAAGAUUGGCAAGAAGAGUGCCGCGAUGGUGGAGAACCAGUUUAAGAAGUACGCUGCAGGAAUUUAUCCACUGGGUGUCCAUCGUAUGCCAAACGUGAAUGCGAAAAAAUACGCAAUAGACGUUGACCAGCAAGUGGAAGAGAUUGAGCAUUUCCGUGAGGAGCUGUACGGUGAGCGAACGCCAAAAACUUGGAAAGAGAAAAAGCGUGCACGAAGACUGGAGAAGAAACUUGCCAACCAGAAACAGCUAGCCAACGGUCAACAGGCAGCGAACGAAGAUGGAACCGAUGGAAUGGAUACUGCAGAAAAUGAGACGAAAACACCGACAUCUCCACAGAAAGCAGAAGCAAAGGUUCCCAAGAAGAAAAAAACCCGAAAGCUUAGUCCGGCAGAAUUAAAGAAGCAGAACAAACUGGAAGUCCUGAAGCGCAAGAAACAGGAAAAACUUAAAUUGCUUAAAGAACGGCUCAAGAAUAAUCGUGACGCUCCAAAAGAAACGAAAACCGCAAACCCGGUUAGCGAGAAUGAAGCUAAUCAGACGAAGGCGACCGAGAAAGUGGCAAGCGUCGUUAAGCCGUCGUCGGAACCAGCGGAUCAAGUACUGAUUGCAAAAUCGCCCACCAUCAAGCACAAAAAGUCAAAAACACUGGAACAAUCGGUCCUGAAAAAAAGUGACAAACGCGCGUUUCAAACGGCCGACGAUUGGACGGAGCCGGUUACCGAGUCUGGAGAAGAAGUACGUUUCGCACCUUCCCGCACACUGCAGAAACUCACGAAAAAGGCGUUGUCAGCCCCGACAACACCAGCAAGCGUAAGUAAAAAGCCCUCGCUCAAACGGAUGCCGUCAACCGCACCAUCGACACCGGCAACGGCCGGGGACGAACCGAUGACACCGGCGAGAAAGCGUGUCAAGAUUGCCCUAAGCAAAAACGUUGCUCAAGAGUUAGUCGAGCACGUGCGACAGGUUAAAAGCUCGCCCCAGUUGCCAUUCGAUUCGGCAAAGAAGCCCAUGAAGAGCUUGCUGAAACCGAACCUCAUACCAAGCCCCGUCAAUCCGUUCUACAAGAAGAAGCUGGCCCUCAAGUAAUGCGUGUGUCAACACUAACUUUGGUACUUUUUUUUAAAUCGGAACGAGUUAACUGUGUGA
Molecule: messenger RNA, 2249 nt
Organism: Anopheles cruzii
Lineage: Eukaryota; Metazoa; Arthropoda; Insecta; Diptera; Culicidae
Gene: Nnp-1
Product: ribosomal RNA processing protein 1 homolog
Exons: 3
Coding region: 63-2189 (708 amino acids)
Biological process (GO): rRNA processing
Cellular component (GO): preribosome, small subunit precursor; nucleus; preribosome, large subunit precursor
Source: RefSeq, a predicted model, not a curated record